AAGUGUCCGGACUGGAAGGGGGGGGUGAAAGUGUCCAGACUGGAAGGGGGUGAAAGUGUCCGGACUGGAAGGGGGGGAAAGUGUCCAGACUGGAAGGGGGGGAAAGUGUCCAGACUGGAAAGGGGGGGAAAGUGUCCGGACUGGAAGGGGGUGAAAGUGUCCGGACUGGAAAGGGGUGAAAGUGUCCGGACUGGAAGGGGGGGUGAAAGUGUCCAGACUGGAAGGGGGGGAGUGUCCAGACUGGAAGGGGGGGAAAGUUCCAGACUGGAAGGGGGGGGAAAGUGUCCGGACUGGAAGGGGGUGAAAGUGUCCGGA
Messenger RNA from Staurois parvus, 315 nucleotides. The record is from the annotation of a GenBank genome assembly. Lineage: Eukaryota; Metazoa; Chordata; Amphibia; Anura; Ranidae.